Messenger RNA from Rasamsonia emersonii CBS 393.64, 2781 nucleotides. RefSeq names its product Nuclear RNA binding protein. The transcript is spliced from 7 exons. The coding region runs from base 1 to 2781 and encodes 926 amino acids. The record is from RefSeq and is a predicted model, not a curated record. Lineage: Eukaryota; Fungi; Ascomycota; Eurotiomycetes; Eurotiales; Trichocomaceae.
AUGGUAGUAUAUCUUGGUUUCGUUUUGUUUCGUUUCGACAAUAGGAUUGAUUCCUUGAUUGGUUUGAUUGAAAUUUCGUGUGUACUUAGGUAUCCAAGUAAUGAAGUACCUAAGGUAAACAAUGUGGAGACUGGAGAACCCACCCACCUGCCCGACGGAACGGAACGGAACGAACGGAUUGGAGUGGAUUGGAGUGGAUUGGAUUGCAGAAACAAUGGAAGUAAGUUAUGGAACCCGCUGAAGAACUAUUUUACUCUCGGAACUCUUCAAGAAUCGCUGACUGACAAAAGUGACGUCCAGCUUGACUUGAAUUGUACUGAAGGAAAAUGUAAACAAACCGCCCCCUCCUCUCCUCUCCUCUCCAUACCAAUACCAUCAAAUACCAUUCCUAUCUAUUAUCUAUCUAUCUAUCUCUCCCUUGGUUUUUUGCCUCUUUUUUCCUUUUGCAUGAAUCAGGAGGAUUACAGUACUACAUUGACCAUCGAACAAAUGAGGCUGGAGGCCGAUGCGGAGACACCCCCUCAUCUUGACCUCGUCCUCGACCUGGAUCCUCUCCAGGCUGACCCCCUGCUCCAACAGACCAUUCUGUCGCACAGCGUCACCCUCAGCGACAUGAGUUUGUCCUCCGCCAAACGCAAGUUCCCCGCCGUCGAGUCCGACGCCGCUGUCGCCGCCGCCGACGACAACGACGACGCCACAUCUGACACGUCAGGACGCUUUGACGACGCUGACGAGUCCGAGUUCGAUAACAAUAACAACAAUUAUAAUAAUAAUAGUAAUGGCUACUACCUGGACGACUUCCACGAUGCGCGAUCGGAUUCCGUCCAUUCUGCCAAACGCCGCCGUUCCAACGACUGGCCGCUACGCGACGAAAUCGCCUACGACGAGCACGGCAUGCGCAUCGACUUGAGCAGCAGGAGGUCCGCGACGAACGGAACGGGCACGGGCUCGCCGCGCUCGUCGUCCAAGGACCGGCGUCGUGGCUCGCCCGUCCUGCGGGUGCGGCGGUCGCGGUUUAUCGAGGGAAGCAUGAACGAUCGCGUGAGCGAGAAGCCGCCCAGCAUAUUCCUUCGCGAGGACGCAGCGAUGGACGAUGGGAAAGAGACCAAGCAAGACCGCCAGCUCGGCCACAGGGGCUCGGGGAUCUUCCGGUUUGGGAAGGCCAUCGCUUCGGCGUUCAACCCGUUUGGCGCAUGGAAAGGAUCGCAGGAUGGGCAAAAGACACAGAAGGAAAUUAUGAAGGAACGGCAGGCUCGCGCGGAGAAGGCGUAUGCGGAGCUGAAGAAGUCUGGCUACAAGGGUACCACGGGCGCUGCUGGUGCCAACAAAGGCAACAAUGGGGUUGAUCUGCAGAUCGCGGACGCGACUUUCAAGGCGAUACAGGAAAAGAUGGAUUACAAGUUGUCCGCAGGGGACUCGCGGCAGAGCAGCACCGGCCUCUCGCAGGAUGACGCCCAGACGGCCACAGGUCGGACGAAGGAGACUGGACGGCACGAAACGGGAUUCCUGAAGGUCAAGUCCUUCCACGAUCUCCGGAAGAGAACGUCGGCGCUGAGCAUACCAUCCAUCAGGAACCGCGAUGUCUCUCCUGUGCGGCCUUCGCAUGAAGACUCUCACCGGCCCGCGCAGAAGCGGCAAUCGCGCAAAGACCUCGCCAGACAGGCUAAGCUGCUGAAGAAGGUUAGCAGUCUGGAGAGCAAGCUGGAGCGAGUGCGUCGGGAGCUCCGUGAACUAACACAGGAGGACGAGCCUCCGGUGCCGACGAUCUGUCUGGACGACGUUCACGCGAGGCGGUUUGUGCCGGGCGCUCUUCCCACCCUUCCGUCCGAGAGAGUUCUUCAGAACCAGGUGGGCUCAACUUCUGAAGAAGCUGACUCGGGGCCUGAGAUUGCGCGGACCAAGAGUCCUCAUCCAGACAACCUCGUAAUCGAUCAUUCCGACCUUCGAGCGCGGUCUGUGAGCCCGAAGCCACGCAAGCUUUCGAAAUCCCGGGCCACCGCCAGCAAGGACAGCCUAUCGCGGAAACGAAAGUCUUCUGUCGCAGAGUCUGGGGUCAAUGCAAGUGCCAAAGCGUCGGGCGGCGUUCAAGAAGAUUCCCAGGGCAACAGCACCGACUGCGGAAAGACGGACGAGUCCACGAAGAGGCAGACUCCCCGACAGGUGAAAUCGCAGAAGGUGGGUGAAAAUGACAGUCCUGGAUCGGCUGGGAAGGCGCGUCCGGAACAGGUUGAGGCAGAAGACCCGCACAGCCAGAUUAAUAAGACUAGAGAAAAGCAGGAGGCGUCGAAGCCAUCUCUUCGCUCAUUCAAGCGUUCUCCCGGCCUGACCCCGUCCAGACAGCGUCUCAAAGCGACGAAGUCGGUGAGGAACCUGCGCCUAGUGAACGCAGAUGCAGACGAGGAGGUGUCGGGCCAAGCCGAUACUAAUAAUAACAACCCACAACUCAAAUCCCACCGAUCCUUCUAUCUGCAGGACCAGCCCCAUCUCGAACAGAACAUUGCCAAGGUCCCUGUCGUCACGAAAGGCGGUUAUGGUUGCGGAGGCCACGGCCACGGCAAUGACGAGAACAUUCCCCCCGUUCCGCCAGUCCCGAAGGAGCUGCUAGAGAAAGGCGCGAGGUUGUCGUAUCCAUAUGCGAAUACGAAGCAGACCGACGAUUACGAAUCGGGCGACAUGCUCGACUCUGCUGCUACGGCUACGGCUAUUACUUCUCGGUCCCCCGAAGAAUCGCGGUCCAAGAGGGUCCCGUCGGAUUUUACGUGGCCGGAUGAUAUUUUCUGA